Gadus macrocephalus (Pacific cod) is the source of this 2146-nucleotide messenger RNA. RefSeq names its product chromosome 9 C11orf96 homolog (gene c9h11orf96). The transcript has a single exon. NCBI's taxonomy places the organism in Eukaryota, Metazoa, Chordata, Actinopteri, Gadiformes, Gadidae. The coding region runs from base 310 to 723 and encodes 137 amino acids. The record is from RefSeq and is a predicted model, not a curated record.
AGAGCAGGGCUGUCUCUAACGUCUAUAAAAGAGCGUAUUACUGCCACUGUGAGUAGCAUUAGUUCUAGCACGCGGUACCAAGCUCACGAAAGAGAGAGCAGGAGACCGAAGAGACAGAGUUGAAACCAAGCUCAAUUUUGUUUUCUUAAUUUACUCAUUGGCUGUGGUUUUCCCUGGACACUGGACAUUUGGCCUGACUUUUCAAGUGAAGGAUUAUCAUUUUCCUGAAAGAGGAAGAGCUGAAGAGAUUUUUAUACUUCAGCAGUGGUAUUGAGAGCUUUAGGUUUUUAAAAAGAAGAAACCCAUUCAAUGGCUGCUGUGCGUCCGAGGCCCAUGGAAGCCUCUGGCUGCCACCUCCUGCCGGCCCACCUCCUGGCCUCGGCCAACGAGGAGUUCCCCCAGCAGCUGCCGGUCCCCAAGGGCCCCGCCAGGUGCAAGAGCCGCUCCCGCCGGCCCCGGGAGGCCCGCUUCAAGACGCAGCCCGUCACGUUCGCGGAGAUAGCGGAGGUGGAGGAGGAGGGCUCCUCGCCCCUGGAAGAGGAGAGGGCUCGCCGCUCCUUCCUGCAGUCUUUGGAGAACCUGAGACGGAGCACCCAAACUCUGCACUGUCCGCCAGCCAGCUGCCACCACCACCACCACCACCACCACCACCACAGCACCACCACCACCAGCACGUCCCCACAGGGCAGCCUGGACUCCAGUGACUCAGACUCCGCUCAGUGAUUGGACAGCUGAGGGGUGAAGGACAUUCCACUACUGGUGGUCCCCCUUGCUGUACCUGACAACGCUUCAGAUAGAGGCCAGCUGAACCCAACAGGACUGUUGUGUCCAAGUGUAGCUGCAGCAGUCUUUGUUAAAAGUGGAAGUGUGCUUAUGCGGCUAGAUUAGUGCUAACACAUUGAUGUAUGUCUCUUAAUGCUGCAGAAUCGUAAACUGAACCAGCUCCGCUGGUUUGGCUAUGCUGAGACUGCUGUAAACGUAUGCUAAGUUUCAAUUAGCACGGCGACAUGAUGCUUGAAAACUCUUCUAAUAUAUUCCUAUUUUUCUACUGUGGAUCACUGCAAAAUGUAUACAGAUGGGGCAAGUGGUAUGGAUUGUGUUUCUCAAAAGUAAACAUUGUUUUCUUUCUCUGAAGCAUAUAUUCUCAGUGACUGCUCAUCCCAAUAUUAAGCUCUGCCAAGCACUCAAUUCAAACUGUUUCACAAAAGGCCAAGUUACUGUAACAACCAAUUAAGCCAAAGGAGGCAACACCUUCACAACACAGUAACUUUAAAUGACCUACGCGUUCGCAUGCAUAGCCUAAAAACAACGACAGCUAUAGGCAGGGGCGGAUCUAGCCAUUUUGGGGCCCUAGGCAAAAUAUAGACAUGGGGCCCUCAUUUUUGAAACACGUACACAAAACAAAUAACCAUCCCAAUACUCUUAGAAUCGCAAUAAACCCAUAGUGCACUGCCACUCAACUCUCCACAGUAAAAUCAGUUUCAGAUAUAUAUUUUUUUUUUUCAUUUUUUUUUUUUUUUUUUUUUGGUUGGGGCCCUAGGCACUUGCCUAGGUUUGCCUAAUGGAAGAUCCGCCACUGGCUAUAGGCAAACGUGAGGCAUGUAAAAAUAGACAGGUUCCACAAACAAAGCGGCAAUCCGCUACAAGUUAACACACUGGCAUAGCGAACGCGAACAGCAGCAAACUUGCCAGAUCCGCAAGCAUGACCAAAAAUACUCCCAUGCAUCCAGGUGAAACUAUUGGUUUCCGCCGUUAAUUCCCAAUGGAAAGGUGUCAGCUGGUGUCCUGAUUACCUACCCAAAGAAGCUAACUGUCCUAGCUAGCUCUUCUGAGACGUGCCGGCCUUGGGGCGACUGGCUACAGUGCUGAACUCGAUACAGUAUGUUGGUAAACUGUACGAACACAGUACAUUACUUACUUCUACUAAAAUGGAGCUAUUUAUGUCUUUCUUCUGCCUCUAUUUAUAAGCAAACGCCUUCUCAAAACAUAAUUAUUUUCAAAUGUUUAUUGUGGAACCAUUUGAUUGUUCUUUUAUUAUAAUUCCCAAUUUCAAACAUAGCCUUCACACUUUUCACUUACAUUAUUCAUAUAUUUUUAUUAAGUGGCAAUGUCAUAGUUUGUAUCUUAUAAUAAACAAUUAAAAGUA